Molecule: messenger RNA, 3213 nt
Organism: Mugil cephalus (flathead mullet)
Lineage: Eukaryota; Metazoa; Chordata; Actinopteri; Mugiliformes; Mugilidae
Gene: nap1l1
Product: nucleosome assembly protein 1-like 1
Exons: 16
Coding region: 163-1326 (387 amino acids)
Biological process (GO): nucleosome assembly
Cellular component (GO): chromatin; nucleus
Molecular function (GO): chromatin binding; histone binding
Source: RefSeq, a predicted model, not a curated record
ACGUCGGAUGUAUAUGAGCGCAGGCGGCGGGAUCUCUCUCCCUUUUACCGCCGUCGAAGGGGAGUCUCUUUCUUCCCCGGACCGCUUCACUGCGCACACCGCCGCUUCACCAGCCCAACCUCCGGCCAGAGAGAGCCAAGCAUCACCUGAGACUCAGCAAAGAUGGCAGACAUUGACAAUAAAGAUCAGGCUGAGAUGGACCCAGCAGAUAUGGAGGACGUGGAAGAAGUGGAGGAGGAAGAGACGGGGGAAGAUGAAAACAGCAAAGCUCGUCAGCUGACGGUGCAGAUGAUGCAGAAUCCACAGAUCCUGGCUGCGCUGCAGGAAAGGCUGGAUGGUCUCAACGGUUCACCAUCAGGGUACAUUGAGAGUUUACCAAAGGUUGUAAAGAGACGUAUAAACGCCCUCAAAAACCUGCAGGUCAAAUGUGCCCACAUCGAAGCCAAGUUCUACGAAGAAGUCCAUGAACUGGAGAGAAAGUAUGCCGCGCUCUACCAGCCCCUCUUCGACAAAAGAAGUGACAUAGUGAAAGCAGCUUAUGAACCCACAGAUGAGGAAUGUGAAUGGAAGGCAGAUGAGGAGGAAGAGCUGACAGUAAGUAAGCAGGAAAAGAUGAAGGAGAAGGCCAAGUUGGAGGAGGAGAAGAAGGACGAGGAGAAAGAAGAUCCCAAAGGCAUCCCCGAGUUCUGGUUAACGGUUUUCAAAAACGUGGACCUGCUCAGUGACAUGCUGCAGGAACACGACGAACCCAUCCUUAAACAUUUACAAGAUAUUAAAGUCAAAUUCUCAGAUCCAGGACAGCCAAUGAGCUUCACAUUAGAGUUCCACUUCGAGCCCAACGACUUCUUCACAAACACAGUGUUGACGAAAACCUACAAGAUGAGGUCAGAGCCCGACGAGAGCGACCCCUUCUCCUUCGACGGACCAGAGAUCAUGUGCUGCACGGGUUGCACGAUUGACUGGACCAAGGGCAAGAAUGUCACGUUGAAAACAAUCAAGAAGAAACAGAAGCACAAGGGCCGCGGCACAGUCAGGACGGUCACCAAGACGGUCCCCAACGAUUCCUUCUUCAACUUCUUCGCCCCACCAGAGGUUCCGGAGAAUGGAGAGCUGGAUGAGGACUCGGAGGCAGUUCUAGCUGCUGACUUUGAAAUCGGCCACUUCAUCCGUGAGCGCAUCGUACCUCGGGCCGUGCUCUACUUCACAGGAGAGGCCAUAGAGGACGAUGACGAUGAUUACGAUGAGGAAGGAGAGGAGGCGGAUGAUGAGGAAGGUGAAGAGGAAGCUGAUGAGGAGAAUGACCCCGACUAUGAUCCCAAGGUUUAAGUGGUGACAGUAGAAAAUUAACCCUAUCCUGAAGGAUGCAGCCCCCCCAGCUGAGUGCAAUCAGCAAUGAAGCCUGGCCCGGCUGCCUUGAGGAUCAACUGCACUGUAACGGCUUCUCAAAUUAAAAGAAAAGAAAAAAAACGGAUUUAAAAAAAAAAAAAAAAUAGUUACUUACCGCCUUAUAAUGUUUUGUAUUUUUCUUGGUAGAGAAUUUGAAGAAAAAAAGGUUUCAAGAUUUUUGUUACAAAAACUCAUGGUAAUAUACUGGGAGCUGUGUGGCUCAAUAUACAUAGUAUUUUACUAGACCUGUUUUUUCCUUCUCUUCCUUCUCUGUACAAUAGCUAGACUACAGGAAAAAUACCUUCCUCAAAAAGCAUGAACUUGUUUCUUCACUGCUAAACUAGUUUGGGUUCUUGUGAAGUCUUUUGUUGUAUUUGCUCUUAGACAACAGCUGUGGUUUAGACUUCAUUGGCAGUUUAUACCCCCUCCUGCCCUUCCUCUUCCUCUAUUCCUCCCACCAAAGCUCCAGGUUGACAGUUCUGGUUGUUCCAGGAGAUUUUUUUUUUUAAAUUUUCUUUAGUGGGGCCUUUAGCACUUGAAAAAGCACUGUAGCAUUUCCAGCUCUAGAGAAGGAGGACAGAUGGGUGACCUACAGCUGGGUGUCCAUUCCGGUUUAUCUAAUCUCACUGAGCGUGGGAUCCACAGUUGGUGUUUUUUUGGCCACUUCCUGCACCACUUGCGAUCAACCGCUGUCCACUCUCAAUACAUUCCAGUAAGCAGACUGGCUGGCACCAUCUGUCUCUCAAAGAGAGUCUGCCAUUCUUCAACUGGAUGGACUGUUAAAAAUUGAUCAAAAAAUUAAGUUUGCGCAGACGCAUUCGCUCCGAGUCUCUUGAACAUUCCAGAGAAUUCUUUAGAUGAGGUGAUGUGGGGACAGUUUGGCAGAACGGCCUAUUCGGGGACACCCAGCCCCAAUGACUGUGCUUCAGGCUUGUUGUAGGCUCGCUGUGGCGUGGCUGUCGUCUUUUCUAUAGCACUUUGUUCUAGUGUGUGGUGUACCAGUGGCGUCCUGUCAUCGGUUAGCAGUAUUCCUUGUGAGCAGCACUUUGUUCGAUGCCCCCCAUCUGGAGUCGGUGCUGUAAACCCUGCUCUGUGGAGACUUCAGCUUGUGCUGUCUGGUUUUUAAGUGCAUUCUUUCUUAUCGGGUGGACACGCACUAAGGCCCGUUCAGAGGAGUUUUGUUGGGCAGAUGUAGCACAGUGGAUGACGGAGAUAAAGUGUCGGUGUGUCAGGUUCUGAAGGAAAAAAAAAAAUAAGCAGCCCUUUUUACUCUCCACUUUCUGACCUUUACCUCUCAUAUCACCCAAUUCAUGUCCGGUCAGGUGACUAACUCAGACCUCAGCCCAGCCCCCGAGGUUCUCGGUUCAUUUUUAUCACUGUGAAAAGAAAGAGGGGAAGCGUGAUAAGGCCAUUGUGUCGGCCAAUGAUCCACCUCCCUCCCCACUCCGGCCCUGCACCCUUUUGUUACCCAGAAGGCCACAGAGAAAAAAGCACGACAGAGCAAUACUUAACGCCAGGAGGGGGAACCGAGAAGAAACUGUAGCCUGCCUCCCUCCCAGUCCAUUCUAAAUGCCUUUUUUUUUUUUUCUUAGUUGUGAAGACAGCCAAGCGUUGGUUGCUUUGGGCAGAUUCAUGUCCACUGUGGAGAGCCAGGGUACUUCUCAUUCUGCAGGGAGUAUUCAGAUCAAGUUCAUGGGAAAGGGACGCAACAGGGUUUCUGUAGGGUCCUUCUGAGCAGCUGUUGUCAAGGCAAAAUGCUAUGCUACAAAAAUACUAAUGUACUCAAUAACUGUACGUGUAUGUUGAUGAAUAAAUUGGUCAAACAUG